AUGGAUAUGGAUAUGGAUAUGGAUAUGAUCAAAGUAGGGCCAAUGGGAGGAAAAACAACAGGAGGAAGUGUUUGGGAUGAAAAAGGUAAAGGUGAAAUUGCCAAGAUUUUUGUUACAAUGGUUGUUUUGGAUUAUCCAUCGGAAUUUCUUAUCGAAAUAAAAGGUACCUAUUACUCGAAUGGUUUGAGAUCGAUAACAUUUGUGACUAACAAAGAUACGUAUGGGCCAUAUGGCAGCGCAAGGCCCAUGACAGUCGACGGAGUGAUUGAUAUUCAAAUAGGAAAUGAUCGUUCUUUUGGUGGAUUUCACGGUCUCAAGCAAAAAACUCGCAUUGAGAGUAGUGGGCUCUAUUUGAAGCCCAUUACACCCUCCAUGAUCAAGCCCACUCCACUCACAAGGCCCAAAGGAAGAAGACCAAUUAAUCCUCAAUUUUGUUCAAUUACAAUUUAA
This is a messenger RNA of Solanum stenotomum, 450 nucleotides long. RefSeq names its product inactive protein RESTRICTED TEV MOVEMENT 1-like. The coding region runs from base 1 to 450 and encodes 149 amino acids. NCBI's taxonomy places the organism in Eukaryota, Viridiplantae, Streptophyta, Magnoliopsida, Solanales, Solanaceae. The record is from RefSeq and is a predicted model, not a curated record. The transcript has 2 exons.